AUGUGUGUCUCUGACCAAUCUGAAUAUAUAGCGGUCAUUGAGAACCAUCCAGUUGGGGAAGGUUUGGGAUCGAUUCAGAAAGAAGAAAUGGAUGUAAACCAUUCUCAUUCUGUGGAAAACGUCACAUGUUUAAUAGAUGUCCUUGUUUCUGCUCCAAGCAAGAUACAGGACGCUUCCAUUAUAGAAUUAGAAGGUUCUCAUGUGCAUGACGGGAACAAAAAUGGCGAUUCUCAAGACCAUGAUGCUUUCCAUGAUGGCAACGGAAGUUGUCAAGACCAUGAUCAGGUGCAUGAUGGCAACAAAAAUGGAGGUUCUGAAGACCAUGGUAAGGUGCAUGAUGGCAAAAAUAGAGGUUCUCAAGACCAUGAUAGAUUGCAUCAUGGCAACAAAGCUACAGGUUUUCAAGACCAUGAUAAGGUGCAUGAUGUCAACGUAAAUGGAGCUUCUCAAGACCAUGAUAAGGUACAGGAUGGCAACGAAAUUGGAGGCUCUCAAGACCAUGAUAAGGUGCUUGAUGGCUACGAAAAUGGAGUUUCUCAAGACCAUGAUAAGGUGCUUGAUGGCUACGAAAAUGGAGCUUCUCAAGGCCAUGAUGAGGUGCAGGAUGGCAACGAAAAUGGUGGCUUUCAGGACCAUGAUAAGGUGCAAGAUGGCAACAGAAAUGGAGCUUCUGAACACCACGGCAUGGUGCAGGAAGCGGCUCCAAUUCCCUCGUGCCAAGAAAAUCCUGAUGUACAAAUGGAUCAAGACUCCGAUAUGGUAGACAACAGGACAGUCUCAUGUGAUGAUGAUGUUCAAAUGUCCGAUGGACCAACGCCUGAUGAUGGUCUGAUGCCCGAGUCGCUAGAGCAACCCGCUGCAAAAAGGCUGCGGCUUACACCUCCAGUUUAAGGGGAUAAAUGUGUCACAAGAAGCCUUGUUGAAGAUUGAAAGUCGUGAGGCCACCAAUGCUCUUUUUGCAAGUAUUUUGAUAGUUAUUUGACUUGAAUGGUCUGUCCAUAUGAGGUAUGUGGGAUGCAUUUAGAGAAGAACAGUUGGGUAAUGGGAUGCCUU
Molecule: messenger RNA, 1053 nt
Organism: Pyrus x bretschneideri (Chinese white pear)
Lineage: Eukaryota; Viridiplantae; Streptophyta; Magnoliopsida; Rosales; Rosaceae
Exons: 2
Coding region: 1-891 (296 amino acids)
Source: RefSeq, a predicted model, not a curated record